CUUAGCGCCUGGAGCGGUUGCUCCUUUCGCCCUAUGGUAGGGCCGGCUCUGAUACCAAGUACCAGGGGCACCGUACAUUGGGGCACGCACUUUUUUCUUAUCUCAAUCUUCCUUCUCCCAUUCAAAUCUUCAUCAUCCAAUACAAUUAUUUGUGACGUGUAAUUCGGUCGAAUUACACGUCACAAAUACAGUAAUUGUAAACAACGAGACGUCAAAAACUCGUCAUUCCGAUUAGUCGAUCCGACAAUCGUCCGUAAUUGCCGAUAGAGGCGCUGGCGGUCGAAUUGUAGAUGAAAGAGAAUUCGCGAGCGAAAUCGAUCAAAUUUGGGAAUUAAUUUGAAUCUUAUUGGCUCGAAUCUUGUUCUCGGCGAGGAACCACACCGGAAAUACGUCACGCAGGAAGGAAGAAAAAUAAUAAAAUGAUAUGUACGAAAUAUGGAAUAUUCAGGAAAAUUGGACGUCAUUCACGAUUCUUGUGCAAAUCUAUUUGUAAGUUUGACUCAAAAUUUUACAAGAAACUGUCAAAUGUGCCGUACGUAUUCCCAAUCAGUGUAGGAGAAACGGAAGGUGACCCUAGAGUUCAUCAGCUGUAUGUGGGAUUGUUAAACAGAGACAGAGUCUCUCUUGCUGAAAGUAUAACCUUGGUAGAAUCUCACCAUCCCAAGAAGAAGGCGCAAGCUAAUGAGUUGUUGUCGUUAAUACUGAAGAAUGCAGAAAACAAAUAUCAAAAGCUAGGCCAGAAAUCAUUAAGUUUCAGAAUUGGGCUCACCGGUCCUCCCGGUUCUGGAAAAUCAACAUUUAUAGAAGCUUUUGGGAAAAUGCUGACAAGUGCGGGACACAGGGUGGCAGUUUUGGCCGUAGAUCCUUCUUCCUCGACUACCGGAGGUUCGUUGCUGGGAGACAGAACAAGGAUGCUGGAACUUUCGAGGGAUCCGAAUGCUUAUAUCCGACCCUCUCCGGCCGGCACGUACGCUGGAGGGGUGGCCAGGAGCACCAAUGAUUCCGUUCUGCUUUGCGAGUCGGCCGGAUAUGACGUGAUAAUCGUGGAAACUGUGGGGGUGGGCCAGUCCGAAUAUGCGGCUGCCGACAUGGUGGACCUAUUCACGCUGCUACUGCCGCCCGUAGCCGGCGACGAGCUCCAGGGCAUAAAGAGGGGAGUGGUGGAACUGGCCGAUCUGAUUAUAAUUAACAAGGCCGACGGAAAUCUGGUCAAGGAUGCCCGCCUCAGUCAGACGGAAUACACGAGUGCCCUGAAGUACGUUCGUAGUAGAUCCAACGUUUGGAGACCGAAGGUUAUGAGAGUGUCAUCAAUUAAGAAAGAAGGUUUAGAUAAAGUAUGGAAAGAGAUGCAAGACUUCUGGGACGAAACACUGGAGGCGGGAGAACUAGAGGCAAAACGGAGACGUCAGUAUCGGGUCUGGAUGUGGAACCACAUCGAGUACCAUCUCAAGCUCUACUUCAGACAGCAUCCCAGAGUGAGUCCUUACAUAGACGAGACAGAGAAGAAGGUGACCGAUGGCAUCCUGACUCCCGGAACGGGUGCAGACAUUUUAUUACACAAACUUUUUGCAGAAGAGUGAGGGGGGAAAAUCGUCGUAUAAUUG
Molecule: messenger RNA, 1604 nt
Organism: Centruroides sculpturatus (bark scorpion)
Lineage: Eukaryota; Metazoa; Arthropoda; Arachnida; Scorpiones; Buthidae
Product: methylmalonic aciduria type A protein, mitochondrial-like
Exons: 6
Coding region: 420-1580 (386 amino acids)
Cellular component (GO): cytoplasm
Molecular function (GO): GTP binding; GTPase activity
Source: RefSeq, a predicted model, not a curated record